AGACUGGAGUGGCAGGAGAGAGAGAGAAAGAGAGAGCCGAAUAGCAGGAGAGAGAGAGGGAGAGAGUAAUAGAAAGAAAAGAGAGAGAGAGAGAGAGAGAGAGAGAGAGAGACAGAGAGAGGCGCAGCUGCUGUUCUCGCCGCCGCCCGGGCGCUUCGGUCUCCGCGCUGCUCCCGCCGUCGCCACUGGAUGGAAGAAGCGGCCUCCGCUCGCCCCUUCCCCAGCCGGUUCGCCGCCUUGCCCCCUUCUCGCGAGUAAGCCCCGGAGAGCGAGGAGGAAGCACGUGGAUUGCUAAAAGAAAAAAAAAAAAGGGGGGGGGGCUCCAGAAGGAGAAGAAGGAACUGCCACCGCCGCUGCAACCGGGACCGGGCGCCAGCUGUCCCCGCUGCCUGACUUCGGGGACCCCUCCCCGCUCUCCCCAGAUCGCCGGGGCGGGAGGGAGCGAGAAGGCGGGACCCCCAGCGCCGGCCGCCAACGCUCCCCAAUGCCAGCGCGAGCGCAGAGCCGGACAGAGCGAUGGGGAAACUUCACUCCAAGCACGCUGCUGCUUGCAAACCUCGAGAGAACCCCGAAGGUGACAGCUUCGCCGUGAACGCCUCGCUGGCGCGGAAAGGGCUGGAGGAAUGGCCGGUGAACCCCAAAGGCGACGGGGACGGCGGCUUGAGGGUCCCGCUUGAGGGCUGCCCCCACCGGGCGCUUGGCAAGGGCUCCGGCCCCAGGGAGGCAGUUGGUGAAAUUUUCAGAGAAGUCCUUGAGAACGAACAUUUUCAUCUUGAAGUUGCUCUGCCUCCAGAAAAGACAGAUGGAGCUUGCAGCGGUGAUGAAAAGAAAGCCGAAAAGGAAACUGAUGUCCGCACAAAUGCCAAGAAGCAGCUAAAAUUUGAGGAAUUGCAGUGUGAUGUGUCUGUUGAGGAAGACAACAGGCAAGAAUGGACCUUCACCCUCUAUGAUUUUGACAACAAUGGCAGAGUCACCCGUGAGGAUAUUACAAGCCUGCUUCAUACCAUCUAUGAAGUUGUGGAUGCUUCUGUAAAUCAUUCACCCACCUCUAGUAAAACGUUGAGGGUUAAGCUCACUGUUGCUCCAGAUGGGAGCCAGAAGAAGAGAAGCAUCAUGCUGAAUCACGCUGAUCUUCAAAGCUCAAGGCAUCGAGUAGAGAGCAAAGCUGGGGAAGAAGCAAGAAGUUGUGACAAGAAGCCAAGGGGUUCCCUCAGGUACCAUCAUGGCGAAUCUAAGCCUGAACCGAACGGGUGCUACCAUCACUGCGUUGAUGAAAACAUUGAAAGGCGGAACCACUAUUUAGAUCUUGCAGGAAUAGAAAACUACACCUCGAAGUUUGGGCCAGGCUCUCCACCGAUAGUUCAGAAGCACAAUCCAACCAUUCGGGUUGCCAAUCAAACAAGAUCCCGUUCACAUGAGCCCGAGGUCUUCCACGCACACCAGCGGAGGUCACCUGUGGUAGACCCUGUCCAGAUCAACCUAAUGGAAGCUUCAUACGCAAAGCUGGCAGAAAUUCAGCAGAGGCUGCGGAGUCAAGAGGCCAGCAGACAUUUUGUGAAGUCUCCCAAGACUCAGAGCAAAAAUACUGCUUCUGUACACACCGGGAGGGCUAUGAGAAGUAAACCCAUCCAAGGAGCGCCAAUUCCCAUGGCUUCUCCUACCCCGCGGAUAGGUCAGAACUUACCUUACCACCCCAUGCAGUCUCAGCAGACUUACAAGAAACAUAAGCAGAGGGCCAAAGAGACCCAUCAGUUGUGCAAAAGUUUCCAAGCUCCUGGGACCGUUGUGGAAAAAGAGCACGUUAGAGAUCUCCCUGCGGUCAUCUUAUACGAAGGUCAAGUUGGGCAGAUGAUCCAGAGACAUGAGCACCACCACCAUCACGAGCACCAUCACCAUUAUCAUCACUUCUACCAGACAUGAAAUGGAUCUCUCUCUCUCUCUCUCUCUCUCUUCCCCCCCCCCAGCUCUUGGGGAGCUCUCCCACAUGAAGGAAGCGUGUUGUGGCCUCUUGGGGAAAGAUCGGUGUUGUCCUUAUUCAUGUUAGUAUGGUUGCUAUCAUAAUUAAUAUUCUGCUAAAACUAUUUUAGAACUUGUAUGAAAAACACUAAAAAAAUAAGGGUGAUAAUAAUAAUAACCUAAUAUUAUUUAUAUUAUGUGGAACUGUAUCACUUAACUUUAAUAACUUGUGGCUUUUAUUAUUUUUGGAAGAAUUGGCUUGUUCAACACACACACACACACACACAGAGAUAAGAAAACAGCCAUAGUUAUCCUUAUGGGAAUCUUCACAGAAACUUUUUCAUGUAUUCAGAGAAGACAUGAAAGGGUGUGUGGAACUAGUCCGCUCCCAGAAGUGUACAUCACAAAUGUCCUCAGAAGUUUGUGAGAAGUUCUCCAUGGUCAUGUGUGAAGAUCUCUUAUGUUCAAGGAGAAUUUCAUGGUGCCUCCUUGAGUGUAGAUGUUCUCUAAGCAAAACACUGGAGAACUUUUGACUGAUGGACAUUAAGAGGUAGGUGGGAUUCUGAUGGUGGGAAUGGGUAGUUGAACAUAACACAUUGGUUCGUACAAAGCCCCCUGUGAUGAGCUGUGUUUAAAACCAGUUUCCUAAGGGAGGCCACUGAAGCAAGCUUUCCUUUGUGAUAUUGGAAAAGAGACUUUGAACAAAUGGUUAGACACCUAGUUUAUUGCGCAGGUUGGCUCACGUCAUGCAAUUCUUUUUCAUGUCAGCAUGGGAAGCAAUUCUGGAUUUCAGAAAUACAAAAAUAGUUGCUACCUCUUGGGUAAUUCAAAACUUCUUAUUUGACUGAAUGUGCUGCCAGAAAGGAAGGGGUGAUGGAACCAGGGAAGGAUUUUUUUUUACUUGAUUGCAUUCAUGUAGCCUGCUACUAUUUUACUACUCAUCACUCAAUACUAGUGAUGAGGAAAGGGUUCAUGUUGCUCAUCAACAAAGCUAUAAUGUCCAAACUUUUAUUAUUUCCAUUUAUUUUUUAAUGGGCACCUUUAUAAGUUAGGUCAUUUUCAAACUUAUUUAAACCAUGAGAACAAAUGUACUCUGUUAUUGUUAGAUUAGAACAGGGGUCUUCAAACUUGGCCCUUUUAUGACUGGUGGACUUCAGCUCCCAGAAUUCCUCAGCCAGGCAUGCUGGCUGAGGAAUUCUGGAAGUUGAAGUCCACAAGUCAUAAAAGGGCUAAGUUUGGAGACCCCUUGAUUAGAAGGUCUGUGGGAAUUUGCGGUGUUCAGGGAACAGAAAAGCAUGGUCAAUCUUGAAUUGAUGCAGGAGACCAUCUCUGCUGCUUGUUACUACUCCUAAUAAUAGCUGGGGGUUUCUGGCAUCUUGCGGUAUCUAUGGUUAGAAGAGCAUGUAUGUAGCUCAGGACUGAAGUGUGGAGUCCUUGGUGGUCUCUGAACUCAUACAUCACCAAGGAUUUCAUUGUUCUUAUGAACACCUUUUUAGGUGUUGCUUUGAGAUGACAUCAACAAGUGACUUGUGCUUAGUUUCCGAUAACUUCUGCUGGUCUUUUCAAGGCUCCUCUGACCACCAUAUUCUCCGAUGAGACUCUGAAGAUCAGGGUCAGAAUGACCAGGGGACUUUCUUGAGGUUUGUUAUAAAGACCAGGAGUGUCUUAUAAUCAACCAUGACCAUGUUCACAAGUGUUGUGUCUUAGGGCAUAAUCCAGCAGACCAUGACUUAGGAUUCUUCUCCACCCAGCUGCUUUUCUAUGUUCUACGGUUCUUGUUCCAUAUGUGAGAUGGAAGUAAGGCUGUAUGAAAAAGAGCCUACUCUACAUUGCUUUCUCCUAACUACUCUUGGGAGACCAUAAGGCUCCAUCUCUUUAGAGAGAGAAAUCCAAAGGCAGAGCCACCAUCACCUGUAAACACCCUGUCCUCCCGUCAUAAAUUAGUGGCUGAGCAGGAGCAGAGUAGCUGAAAAGGAAAUGGUGUUAAGUCUGGUCCUCAAAUUACACAAGGGCUUUUUUGUUUUAUUUUGAGUUUUACAAGACAGGGAAGGGGGGGCUCUGGAUUCACCUCUUCUUCCUCCCCCCCCCCCUCAUUUUCUCUGGCUAUAAUCUUGAU
Molecule: messenger RNA, 4072 nt
Organism: Crotalus tigris (Tiger rattlesnake)
Lineage: Eukaryota; Metazoa; Chordata; Lepidosauria; Squamata; Viperidae
Gene: NKD1
Product: NKD inhibitor of WNT signaling pathway 1
Exons: 10
Coding region: 517-1920 (467 amino acids)
Biological process (GO): negative regulation of Wnt signaling pathway
Cellular component (GO): cytoplasm
Molecular function (GO): calcium ion binding
Source: RefSeq, a predicted model, not a curated record